This is a messenger RNA of Brienomyrus brachyistius, 3854 nucleotides long. RefSeq lists its product as uncharacterized. The record is from RefSeq and is a predicted model, not a curated record. The transcript is spliced from 4 exons. Lineage: Eukaryota; Metazoa; Chordata; Actinopteri; Osteoglossiformes; Mormyridae. The coding region runs from base 1790 to 2824 and encodes 344 amino acids.
AUAUAUUUUAAAAAUACAUGCAGCAGUGUGCAAUAGUUUUAGGCAGUUAAAGAAAAUUAUGUUUAAAUGAUCUUCAUGCUUUUGUAAAACUUCUAAGAUGUGUGUCAAAGUGUGUUAGUUUAACCAUUUCAAAACCUAAAACUCACCCUAAUAUUUGUAGCAAAAAUUAUAUAUAUCGGUGUAUUUCUUAAUUCGACCACUAUCACACCAUGUUUGGCCAAUCAAUACCCCAUCGGUUCAUGUAAGAAUUUUCGUUAAUUAAUUAAUUGAGAUGGUGGUAAAAAAUGAACAAAUACACGGAAUGACUGAGGUGCCCGUCAGGAGUGGUUUGGGGACCGGAGCGGUGUUCAUCAAGCCAUUCCACAAAAUUUCAGUAGCUUUUUUGAGAACAGGAGAAAUCUUUGUUUUAUUACAACAUUACAAUUCAAUACAAGACAUUACAGUGCAUGGCGAUCACAGCGAACUAUUCAUAUGGUUGGCACCAGCCCACACCGCUGCGCUGUCCUACGGUCACUUCAGUGCUACAAUUCAUUCAAUGUCCAGAAAAAUAGGUAUAAUCAUUUUCUUUGACUGCCUAAAAAAUCUUUUGUAUUAUAAAUUGUCUGAGCAAAACCACAGAAUAGGAAUAUAUUUACAUGGGAAUAAACCAAAGUGGUUUAUGCGUAUACGGUAAUUCCCUUGAUCACAUUCCAUAUAUUACGGCAAACUAUUACACCCCAAACUCAUAUUCGACGAUUCUUUUAAUCGUAUCAACGUAACCAUUUAUCUGGCGUUUUGCCUCGACCAGACCGAUUAUUUGUGAAUUGUUUGUACAGUAAUAUAUGGGUUAUUCUCCAUUUGGAGUAGGAAACAACGCCACAUAGGCUGCAGGGUUUUUAAAACACACUUAAAAUAUUAGUCACAGCUGCGGAUGUCAAUUCACACAGUGUGUUUUAAUAAUAUAUUUACCUCAUGAUUUGUUUGAUUUUUCUGUUUUUCCUUUCUCAGGUCACCUUGCCCCCAUAGGUCAGUCAUUAAAAAAUAUUUCAUUUUACUCAGAAUGCCACUGCACCAUAUCCAUGACACCAGUAACUAAUGCUAAUUUCAUGAAUGAUUAGAACAAUUAAAAAGCUAAUUAAUAUGGGGAUUAGAUCUUUGUUAAUAUUUUCUCAGUUAAUAUUGCCCUUUUUUAUCAAAUAAAAUAAAAACCAUUUGUGUUAUAGUAUAGUUAAGUUUUUUUUAUUAAAUAUUUAAUUAUUAAUAGUAUCUUAUUAUAUCUUGUAUCUUAUAAUUGUCAUUAAAGACAGACACAGAUACUGACAAUGAUAAUAGAAAAAAAAUAUGAUCAACUUAAUGUCUUAUAAUGUGAUAACACCAGUGAAAAGUUUUGCAAACCACAUUAAAGUAUAUUAAAAUAUAUUUGGAAGUAAGUUGGGGUGGCAUGGUGGUGCAGUGGUUAACACUGUUGCCUCACACCUCUGGGAUCUGGGUUCGAGUCUUGCCUGGGUUACAUGUGUGGAGUUUGCAUGUUCUCCCCAUGUCGUCAUGGGGUUUCCUCCAGGUACUCUGGUUUCCCCCCACAGUCCAAAAACAUGCUGAGGCUAAUUGGAGUUGCUAAACUGCCCAUAGGUGUGAAUGGUGUGUGAGUGUGCCCUGUGAUGGGCUGGCCCCCCAUUCUGAGUUGUUCCCUGCCUCGUGCCCAUUGCUUCCAGGAUAGGCUCCAGACCCCCCACGACCCAGUAGGAUAAGCGGUUUGGAAAAUGGAUGGAUGGAUGGAUUUUGAAUGCAUAACAUUUUGAAUGUAUAGGACAUGUUAACAGACAGGCAAAGUUUUCAGGGAAUGAAACCAUUAGUACCGAAUGACAUGAAGAUAAGACAGAACCUGCUGAAUAGCAGCAAAGUGUUUAUCAAAGAAUCUCUGAAAUUCAUUAAAUCAGUGAUGACAAAGACAAAUCUCAGCCAAGAGAGGGGAAGACGCUACAUUAAAGAGAUUCUACACAGCAUCUUCUUCAUCGGCUAUAUUAACAAACCACCCAUUAAUCCAAGAGAUAUUCUAGAAACAGACCUUCACUCAAAACUGUUUGAGAAGUUUCCAGAUGUGUUCCAAUUGUAUGAAACCCAGUUGCCCCGUAGACCUCCUUUCUCAGUACUGUUGGAAGUGGUUGUUGAAACAACGGGGGACCGAAGUGUUACUGCCAUUCUGGAAGUGCUGCAGAAACUAAAUGAUGACAUGAUCAUUCGCAGAAGUGAGGGUAAUUUCUGUGGAAAUGACUUUUGUUUUGGGGCGACUGUCGUGAGCUGCUCCUAUUUUCAGAGGGGUGGUCAGAAAACCCAGAACUACUUUGGCGCUUCCGUGAGCUGCAAAGGGAGGAAGGCAACGAGAAUUUUCAUUUGUCUGGCCUGCAUUGAGACAUGGAAUGACAACGUGACCCAUGCUGUGUGUUUGGCUGCCGAGCAUCAUAGGUCAAUCAGGCUGCCAGAUGCAGUGUACUCUAUGGCUUAUCAAGUGUGCCGUGUAAGGGAGGGAGAGAAUUACAGUCACAUGUACACACCACUGCUGCCAUGUUCAUUGUGCCAAAACAUAUUUCAAAAUGUUACAUUUUCACCACCAGCCACAGCAGGCCAAGAUAAGGCAUCCUGGAAUUAUGGCAAUUGUGCUGAAUGUGAGGCUAUCAGUAAUCUUCUAAAUGGAGAGAUCACUGUUAAUGAGGAAGCACAGCAGCUGAAUGCCAGAUUAAUGCCUAGUCUAAGGACAUUGCGUGGACACCGAAAACAAAGACUGAGAGACCAUCUGAACGAACACAAUUUCAAUGUAAUCCCAGUGACCACAUUUUAUAAUCCAUAAUAGCACAACUGUGAUACACUGUAACUCCCUAAUCUCGUAUCAAGUCACUGAUGGUUUUCAAAUAAUUAUCUUACUGCAUUUUGAUUUCAAGUGCUUUUUUUUUUCUUUUCUAUAAACCAACUACAUACAAAAAAAGUCAAGUAAUAAAAUGCAGUUACUUUCUUAAUGGGAGACAAACAUCAGGACCAGUGAUGUACACCUUCCAGCAUGUGCAAAUUGUAAACUCAAAUUUCAACUUAUGUAUAUUCAAACAAAGCAAGUUUAAUACUGCUUUAGGUGUUUUAAUCAGGUUCAAUGAUGUUUCUGUGUUUGACGCUAAGGAGUUUCAUCCCUGGUGAUCUUUCUGUGGGAAAAAUAUCAAAAGGACAGUGUUUGUCAGAUUGUCCCAUAAAGCAUUAGCCUUGCAUGCAAAAAUGGAUUUUUCCCAUUGAACAAUAAACCAAAGGAACUCUGGUCCAACUGGGGUUUUAAUGAGAAACAUCAUGGUUCGGUUGUCUGAUAUUAAUGUGGUCCAAGUAGCCAGUGACAAAUUGAACCUUGUUGCCAUAGAUACAGUAUGACAUAAUCAAUACAGUCCUUACUUAAGCUAUUAGUGAAAUCCAGUUUUAUGCCCUUUAUUAGAAACCACAGCUGCUUUUCCUAUUAGCACUUAUUAAGAAUAAGGUACCUUAAAUGGCCUGUAACACCUGUUCCCUGUCCAAGCAUCCACACUCUGCCUCACCUGAAUAUAAGAUUUUUCCUUGACUUUUGUCUAAUUGAACUUGGCUUGUGUUUUGACUCUGCCAUUUGUAUUACGUUUGUAUUACACUCACCUCGUAGACUGUGGGCCGUGCCGAGGUAUAUAUCAUAUUUCGCAAAUGCUUGUUUAUCACUCUAAUUUUUUUAUGACUUUCUCAAUCAAUUUGUUCUCAAUGAUGUCAUGUCUUUGUUUUCUAUUUCUGCUUUGAUUAGUGCUUUUUAAAAAUAUACGUUUCAAAGAGCCCAAUUCUGUCUAUGCAGUUUUAAUAAACUGAACUAUUUAUUCAGUUAA